Oncorhynchus keta (chum salmon) is the source of this 6006-nucleotide messenger RNA. It is a transcript of the gene rasa3, whose product is annotated as RAS p21 protein activator 3. The transcript has 24 exons. Gene Ontology annotation, biological process: intracellular signal transduction; negative regulation of Ras protein signal transduction; regulation of GTPase activity. Bases 232 to 2754 code for a protein of 840 amino acids. Gene Ontology annotation, molecular function: GTPase activator activity. The record is from RefSeq and is a predicted model, not a curated record. Lineage: Eukaryota; Metazoa; Chordata; Actinopteri; Salmoniformes; Salmonidae.
CUGGUUUGAGCUGCAGUGUCUUGUAGCAGCGGUUGGGUAAGGGAAUGCAGCUGUCCGCUGUCCGGGAAGCAUAACCAUAUAUACCCAUACAGACAACACACGGCCCUUUGAACUGGACUAGACCUGCCUCCUUCUACUGCCGGAGAAACCCGACACACACACACAUCCCGACCACCGUGGAGCAAAGACUCUAUCCACAAGGCGGAGAGGUAAAAGAGCGGAGCCGCGAGCAUGGCUGUCGAAGAGGAAGGGCUACGGGUUUUCCAAAGCGUCAAAAUAAAAAUAGGUGAGGCGAAGAACAUCCCUCCAUACCCAGGUCCCAACAGGAUGAGAGACUGUUACUGUACUGUCAACCUGGAUCAGGAGGAGGUCUUCAGAACCAAGAUCAUCGAGAAGUCUCUGUGCCCUUUCUAUGGAGAGGACUUUUAUUGUGAAAUCCCCCGUAGUUUCCGCCAUCUGUCCUUCUACAUCUUCGACAGAGACGUGUUCAGGAGGGACUCCAGCAUCGGUAAGGUAGCAGUGCAGAAAGAAGACCUCCAGAGGUAUCAUGGUAAAGACACCUGGUUCCCUCUGAGACACGUCAGCGCAGACUCAGAGGUUCAGGGAAAGGUCCACAUAGAGCUCCGUCUCAGUGAGGUCAUCACAGACAGCGGAGUCGUCUGUCUUAAACUGGCCACACGUGUGUUGGAGUGCCAGGGCCUGCCCAUCGUGAAUGGACAGUGUGAUCCGUACGCUGCGGUCUCCCUGCUGGGCCCAUCCAGAUCAGAAGCUAAGAAGACCAAGGUGAAAAGGAAAACCAACAACCCCCAGUUUGAUGAGACAUUCUACUUUGAGGUGACACGACCUCUUAGUCACACCAAGAGGCAGUUUGAUGUGGAGGAGGAGGGAGUUGACAAGCUGGCUCUGAGGGUUGACCUGUGGAAUGCCAGUAACCUGAAGUUUGGGGAUGAGUUCCUGGGAGGGGUCAGAGUUCCUCUGAGGGCCCUGGGACAGGCUGGGGUCCACGACGCAUGGUACUUUCUGCAGCCCAGGGAUAACGGAGGGAAACCGGUGAAAGUGGAUGAGUUGGGUUCUCUUCGUUUAAACAUUGUUUACACUGAGGACCAUGUGUUCCCCUCUGACCACUACGGCCCUCUGAGAGACCUGAUGUUGACCUCGGCUAACGUAAAGCCGGUCUCGGCAUCAGCGGCUCAUAUCCUCGGGGAGGUCUGCCGGGAGAAACAGGAAGCAGCGAUCCCAUUGGUCCGUCUGUUCCUUCACUAUGGAAACAUCCUGCCUUUCCUCAGUGCCGUCGCCCACGCAGAGGUCAACCGUACACAGGAUCCUAAUACCAUCUUCAGAGGGAACUCUCUAACGUCUAAGUGUAUCGAUGAGACCAUGAAGCUGGCUGGGAACCACUACCUCCAGGUCACCUUGAGAUCCAUGAUAGAUGAGAUCUGUACGGACCACAAGCCCUGUGAGAUCGACCCUGUGAAGCUCAAAGAGUCAGAAAACCUAGAGACCAACAGGGAGAACCUGCGUCAGUAUGUCGACCGGAUCUUCAACAUGAUCACAACGUCAGGCGUGCGUUGUCCCACCAUCAUGUGUGAUAUUUUCUUCUCACUCAGAGAAUCUGCUGCAACACGUUUCGAAGUCGACCAGGAUGUGAGGUACACGGCGGUCAGUAGUUUCAUCUUCCUGCGAUUCUUCGCCCCGGCCAUCCUCUCUCCUAACCUGUUCCAGCUGCGACCGCAUCACCCGGACCCCGCCACGUCUCGGACCCUCACCCUCAUCUCAAAGACCAUCCAGACCCUGGGUAGCCUCGCCAAGUCCAAAUCAGCUAGUUUUAAAGAGACUUACAUGGCGGCCUUCUACGAUUACUUCAACGAGCAGAAGUAUGGCGACGCUGUGAAGAACUUCCUGGACCUAAUCUCGUCGUCAGGGAGAUGGAACCAGAAGAGUAUCGAGACUCCCAUCAUGCUGAAAGAGGGGUUCAUGAUCAAGCGAGCCCAGGGGAGGAACCGUUUUGGGAUGAAGAACUUCAAGAAGAGGUGGUUUCGCCUCACUAACCAUGAGUUUACCUACCACAAAACCAAAGGUGAGGGCGCUCUCUGCAGAAUCCCUAUAGAGAAUAUCCUGGCAGUAGAGAGACUGGAGGAAGAGUCCUUCAAGAUGAAGAACAUGUCCCCCUGGAUGCUCCAGAUGUUCCAGGUAAUCCAGCCAGAGAGGGCUCUCUACAUCCAGGCCAAUAACUGUGUGGAGGCCAGGGACUGGAUAGACAUCCUGACCAAGGUCAGCCAGUGCAACAGGAAGAGACUGAGCACAUACCACCCCUCAGCUUACCUCAACGGUCACUGGCUCUGCUGCAAGAUGUCUGCCGACACAGAACCAGGCUGUACACCCUGUACUGGGGGCCUCCCAGCCAACAUUCAGCUGGAUGUGGACGGAGACAGAGAGGCUGAGAGAAUCUACUGCCUGUUCAGCACGAACAUGAACAAACUGGUCAACAUGCAAGAGGCCUGUGGCAGUAGAUCGGUAUAUGACGGCCCAGAGCAGGAGGAGUAUUCCUGCUUCCUCAUCGACGAUCCCCGGGAGACUUAUAAGACGCUGAGAGUCAUCAUCUCCUCUGUUCAGACACUGGAGCAGCAGCACACCAAGUACAAACGAGACAUGUUCAGGAAGACCAAGAUCGGCAGCCAGGAUCAUCCAAUCGGAGACAAGAGUUUUCAGUGUUACAUCCACCAACAGUCUGAGAGCUCCACCUACUCCAUCUAGCCCCGCCCACCAACCACUGCCAUGAAGCGCAGAGCUCCGCCCCCGAUGACCUGAGACCUAGCAACACUUCCUGGUUACUCCUGGUCCACGGCUUCCCAUGGUGCAUCUUUCAGAACACGGACACUCAGAGCCGAGGUCUAACGGAAUAGUCUAUGAUGAUGUGCUACAACACAGUGACCACGCACUUUAACCCACAACGGACGUAAAGCUACUGCCUCGUUCUGAAACAAUCGCCCCACAACGGACAUAAAGCUACUGCCUCGUUCUGAAACAAUCGCCCCACAACGGACAUAAAGCUACUGCCUCGUUCUGAAACAAUCGCCCCACAACGGACAUAAAGCUACUGCCUCGUUCUGAAACAAUCUUAUUUUAUUUCUCAUGUUGUUGUAAUGUUUGAUAACUAAAUGGUUUAAGUGGUAAUGGUGUGAAAACAACCGAUUCCUUUGUAUUUCAAGUCACACAGACCAAACUCUAGGUUGAAGGACUGUCCACUUGGAGUCCUACUAUGUAUGUGUUGAACCCCCCCCACACACACACUUGGUGGUGUACUCUGCUGCCUCCUGGUCUGGGUCAGAACUCUGCUGCCUCCUGGUCUGGGUCAGAACUCUGCUGCCUCCUGGUCUGUCCCUGGGUCAGAACUCUGCUGCCUCCUGGCCUGGGUCAGAACUCUGCUGCCUCCUGGUCUGUCCCUGGGUCAGAACUCUGCUGCCUCCUGGUCUGUCUCUGGGUCAGAACUCUGCUGCCUCCUGGUCUGGGUCAGAACUCUGCUGCCUCCUGGUCUGGGUCAGAACUCUGCUGCCUCCUGGUCUGUCCCUGGGUCAGAACUCUGCUGCCUCCUGGCCUGGGUCAGAACUCUGCUGCCUCCUGGUCUGUCCCUGGGUCAGAACUCUGCUGCCUCCUGGUCUGUCUCUGGGUCAGAACUCUGCUGCCUCCUGGUCUGGGUCAGAACUCUGCUGCCUCCUGGUCUGUCCCUGGGUCAGAACUCUGCUGCCUCCUGGUCUGUCUCUGGGUCAGAACUCUGCUGCCUCCUGGCCUGUACCCAGUCCCUGGGUCAGAACUCUGCUGCCUCCUGGUCUGUCCCUGGGUCAGAACUCUGCUGCCUCCUGGCCUGUACCCAGUCCCUGGGUCAGAACUCUGCUGCCUCCUGGCCUGUACCCAGUCCCUGGGUCAGAACUACAAAUCCCAGUUGUGUAUGCAUUCCCUCAGAUUUCUCCUGCUGUGAAUCUAGUUAAUGGUCAGGUCCAGGGCCUGUGGAUGGUACGGCCAUUAUGGUUCACUCUCUGCAUUGUGGGAAACCAACAGAACUAACCCAGUGACUGGUUGCUAUGUCCAACGCAACAGAACUGACCCAGUGACUGGUUGCUAUGUCCAAAACAACAGAACUAACCCGGUGACUGGUUGCUAUGUCCAAAACAACAGAACUAACCCGGUGACUGGUUGCUAUGUUCAAACCAACAGAACUAACCCGGUGACUGGUUGCUAUGUUCAAAGCAACAGAACUAACCCGGUGACUGGUUGCUAUGUCCAAACCAACAGAACUAACCCGGUGACUGGUUGCUAUGUUCAAAACAACAGAACUAACCCGGUGACUGGUUGCUAUGUCCAAACCAACAGAACUAACCCGGUGACUGGUUGCUAUGUUUUCUUAAACCAACAGAACUAACCCGGUGACUGGUUGCUAUGUCCAAACCAACAGAACUAACCCGGUGACUGGUUGCUAUGUCCAAACCAACAGAACUAACCCGGUGACUGGUUGCUAUGUCCAAACCAACAGAACUAACCCGGUGACUGGUUGCUAUGUCCAAACCAACAGAACUAACCCGGUGACUGGUUGCUAUGUCCAAACCAACAGAACUAACCCGGUGACUGGUUGCUAUGUCCAAAGCAACAGAACUAACCCAGUGACUGGUUGCUAUGUCCAACGCAACAGAACUAACCCGGUGACUGGUUGCUAUGUCCAAAGCAACAGAACUAACCCGGUGACUGGUUGCUAUGUCCAAAGCAACAGAACUAACCCAGUGACUGGUUGCUAUGUCCAAAGCAACAGAACUAACCCAGUGACUGGUUGCUAUGUCCAACGCAACAGAACUAACCCGGUGACUGGUUGCUAUGUCCAAAGCAACAGAACUAACCCGGUGACUGGUUGCUAUGUCCAAAGCAACAGAACUAACCCAGUGACUGGUUGCUAUGUCCAACGCAACAGAACUAACCCGGUGACUGGUUGCUAUGUCCAAAGCAACAGAACUAACCCGGUGACUGGUUGCUAUGUCAAAAACAACAGAACUAACCCGGUGACUGGUUGCUAUGUCCAAACCAACAGAACUAACCUUGUGAUUGGUUACUAUGUCCAAAGCAACAGAACUAACCCGGUGACUGGUUGCUAUGUCCAAACCAACAGAACUAACCCGGUGACUGGUUGCUAUGUCCAACGCAACAGAUCUAGCUGGGCAUCCAUUCUCUCUGUCGUCCGUGGUUGUUGUUAGGUACAGAGUCUUCCAUGAUGGCAGACCAGCAGAUCUAGCUGGGCAUCCAUUCUUCUCUGUCGUCCGUGGGUGUUGUUAGGUACAGAGUCUUCCAUGAUGGCAGACAGUCUUCUGUAGUCUGGCUACCGGUUAGAUAACAUUCCACUCCCAUGUCGUUGUUUCCUAAUGGAAAGCUAGCUAAACAGGCUGGUACCCAGACUAAUGGAAAGCUAGCUAAACAGGCUGGUACCCAGACUAAUGGAGAGCUAGCUAAACAGGCUGGUACCCAGACUAAUGGAGAGCUAGCUAAACAGGCUGGUACCCAGACUAAUGGAGAGCUAGCUAAACAGGCUGGUACCCAGACUAAUGGAGAGCUAGCUAAACAGGCUGGUACCCAGACUAAUGGAGAGCUAGCUAAACAGGCUGGUACCCAGACUAAUGGAGAGCUAGCUAAACAGGCUGGUACCCAGACUAAUGGAGAGCUAGCUAAACAGGCUGGUACCCAGACUAAUGGAGAGCUAGCUAAACAGGCUGGUACCCAGACUAAUGGAGAGCUAGCUAAACAGGCUGGUACCCAGACUAAUGGAGAGCUAGCUAAACAGGCUGGUACCCAGACUAAUGGAGAGCUAGCUAAACAGGCUGGUACCCAGACUAAUGGAGAGCUAGCUAAACAGGCUGGUACCCAGACUAAUGGAGAGCUAGCUAAACAGGCUGGUACCCAGACUAAUGGAGAGCUAGCUAAACAGGCUGGUACCCAGACUAAUGGAGAGCUAGCUAAACAGGCUGGUAC